AUGUUAGAAGUAUUGAAGAGCAAUCGUGAAUUUCUCAUUUUAAAAGAUUCUGUUUUUAGGGACUAUGGAACUGUUCCAGAAGUGAAUCCAUCUAAUCCCUUGCAUUGGACUUUUGAUACGGCCACAACGCACAGUGAUUGUUGUACAGCAACAACCAGUCGUGAGUCCACUUCGUCGCGCAACUCCUCAUCACGACCGCUCAAUCAGCCCCACUCUUCGCAUCCGCAUCAACAUCAGCCCCAAUAUCCUCAUCAAUCGCUGAAUCAAGCACUGCCUCCCCAACCCAUCCAUCGUCAACCUGUCCUGAAUCAACGCUCAAAUUCAGUUGCAUCCACAUCUUCCACCACUGUUAUUCCUGAUAGAGCGCACACCAGUAAUUGUGCAACAAGCUCGGCCAUUGCAGCCACUCCAAUAACCGCUUGUCAUCGUCAACCAGCCAGUGCUAUCGGUUUGAGUGGAAUCACCGACAGUGUCGUCAUUUCUGAUAGCAGCAAUAUUAGUGCUGUAUCGCAACCCUCACUGUCAGUGCCAUCAGAACGUUGUCCUCUAGCGAAUACGUCUGCAUCAACAUCGCAUCUGCUCAACGUCAACAAAUCAACGUCGAGAACACUUCCACUGUUCGAAUCGACCGCAUCCUCUCCGUCCACAUCCGUUUUACCGCAAAAAUCGCUGAAAACAACAUCGGCUAGUGCGUUACGCUCACUACCAUCUCAACUCUCAAAGGCUGAAAUCAAACAAACACCGUUCGCAGAGUCAGCGGUUCAGUUCACAAUACCACCACAUUUACCGUUAAGCAGUGACGACGACGCAUUAGCCUACAGUAUGGGUUCACAGCAUAUGGCACCACUCGCAACACCUGAACAUAUUGAAAUCGCAUCCGAUUAUAUGACUGUCAAGGAUGCAUUAGGAUGUGGUGAGGAGGAUACAGAAGAAGAGGAUUGUGCAUAUGCCACAUUGGAUUUUUCGAGUUGUUCAUCGAACGCAACACCAAUCGGUGAUAUUAAUACCAAUCUAACAACUGCACCCUCAUCAAAAACGACGUCAACACGCCGUAGUCCAACGGUCACUAACCAUGCAAAAAACUUGAUCGCUCACCUUCCAAAGCGUCAUCCCACUACUGCAGCACCAACAGCUACGGCCAGCAGCUCACCAGCCGCGCAAUCACCUCAGUCGAAAACGUCGGCUAAUUUGCAGUCCGCUUCUGUAUCAUCGUCAUCUUCAGCGUCACUUAACCAGCCGUCUUCAUCUACAGGUGAUAUUGCAUCAUCAGUAUUACCGGUCAGUCACCAUCAACAAAAUUCUCGGCAUGAUUGUGAUGGUAAAACCAACGACAGCCACAAAGGUGUAACGCAGAUAGCCACACAGAGCAUCAUCAUCAGCGCUUCAGUGCCAUCAACGAAUCUGACAGCAGCCAAACAACAUCGUCGAGCCGAUAAAUCUCCACUGGCACGGCAACCACAAAUAAAUGUCGAAGCACAUGCUGCCAACGAUAAUGCGGCGAUCUCGGUAAGAACUAAUAGAGUUCCGAAUAUGGCUGCGUUAAACCCUCAAACAGAAGCGCCAAAGUCUAAGCGACUUCAACUACAACGACAAAAAGCCCCGCCGUUGAUCAAAACAAAACUGGUACCGCAGACCGCAGGCCGCGGCAGUGCUAUUCCAGCCAUACAUCGUUUGCACAGCAUCAGUGCUGAAUCGCUAGUGGAUGUGGGCUUGAUAAAUUCCACAAAUUUGUACGGUCAUAUCAGCAGAGCGGGCGAUGAGUUUGCAUCGACUGAUGCCGGAUCGCCAUCUUCGGCAAAGAAAUUCUCGAAGAAUCGUUUCGUACGUAAAAUGGCAUCGUCGUUUCGUUUUCGUCGAGGUACGCCGCACGCCGUCAACACCAACGGCAACAAUGACAAUGAUGGCAGUUGCCUGAACGCAUCGUCCCCAUCUCGACAGUCAACAAAAGUCAAGAAAAUUUUAUUGGACGAUGGAAUGAUUAUUGUGGACGUGAACGACGCAGCGAGUGCAACAUCCACAGAAAAUGAUGAGAAGUUGAACGAUAGCGAUAUCGGUGAUUCUGAUUCGCGAUCCGUUCCGCACAGUCCACACAGCGAACGUCGUCAUCACCACGCAUCAGUGCUGUUCAAUCGACGACGAGAACCUCCGUCAUCAAGUGAAAAGAUCUCAAACGCAUUCUCGUGGUUACCAUCUCGCUCACCGAAACGAUCGGCUGCACGAAACGUAACACUUGAAAGUACGACAGCAUACCGUCUCAAUGGGGUUGUCUCAACGUCAGAUACGCUCAAUUCGUUGGCUGCCUCAUCACCUGACUCUGUCCCUUUUUUUGUUAAGAAGUGCAUCGAGUAUAUUGAAAAGGUUGGUGGUCUUGAAACGGAAGGCUUGUAUCGAGUGCCCGGAAAUCAAGCCCAAGUAAUCGACCUGGAGCGAGCCUUCGUUGCCGACAACAGUAUCGAUUUGGAAUGCUUAUCGCUACCGGUUCAUGUGGUUGCGACUGCACUCAAAAAUUUCCUUUCAGCAUUACCUGAACCUCUUAUUCCAUACGAUAUGCACGAUAAAUUGGUGUCACUUCUGGAUGUUGCACAAGACGAAGCGUCAAAUCGUAUACGGGAAACGUUGGAAUCGUGGCCGUUGGCGAAUCAUAAUACAACAAUUUAUUUACUGGAACAUUUGGCGCGCGUUGCGAGUCAUAGUGAUAUCAAUUCAAUGGACAUUCGAAACCUAUCCAAGGUUUGGUGGCCCACACUGUUUAGACCAAAUUUCGACUCGUUCCAAUCAAUGGCCGUGUUCGUGACACGGCUCGAACUGGCCACUCAGUUGCUUAUUCGAGCAUCAUCUGAUCAGCAGCAGCAACAACAGUGA
Molecule: messenger RNA, 2862 nt
Organism: Anisakis simplex (herring worm)
Lineage: Eukaryota; Metazoa; Nematoda; Chromadorea; Rhabditida; Anisakidae
Source: the annotation of a GenBank genome assembly